CGCAGUUAUGUAAAUACAGGUUUGUGGAAUGAGUCGAGACUGAGGAAGUGUAUGCUACGUUGGAGGGUUCCGAUUUGUCUGAAUAGCGUUUCUUUUCUCUUCAAAUUAACAAUGGCAACACCUGAUCUCCGGACUGAGUUGGUUAAGUAUUUGGAAAGUCUGAAUAUCCAGACGGUCUGCGUAGACCAUCCACCGGUAUUCACUGUGGAAGAGAUGAUGCCUCACCUGCAAGACCUCAGUGGAGCAGUUACUAAGAACCUCUUCCUGAAAGACAAGAAGAAGAAGGGCCUGUGGCUAGUCUCUGUCCGCCAUGACCGUCCAGUCAACCUCAACGACCUGGCUAAGAAGCUAGGCUUGGGUAGCGGCAACCUCCGCUUUGCUGAGGAGGCGGCCAUGUUGGAGAAACUGAAGGUGGGCCAAGGCUGUGCCACUGCCCUGGCACUCUUCUGCGAUAAGGAACAGAGCGUCAAGGUUGUCCUGGACAGCGACCUGGUCAACGGAGGCCAUGAGCGAGUUUACUUCCAUCCCAUGACCAAUGCUGGCUCUAUGGGACUAAAGCCAGAGGAUCUCUUGAAGUUUUUAAAGGAGACAGGACAUGAACCAGUUCUUCAGAGCUUUGACUAGUAAAUACCUUGAAAUUAACAUACUUACUAUCCUGUCAGGCUGUGCUUUGGCUUGGUACAAUGAUUUAUUUAAAAGUUAUUUACCUUUGUGCCUGUACUUCGGGUUAUCAAGAAAUGUCCAUUAUUGUAAAAAAAUAAUAAUAAUAAUAGUCAAACAUUUGGGACAGAACAAGGGAUGGAGAGUCUUUGUUUUCUAUGGGCAAGAGACCAGUAGAUAGUUGGUUAUAUCAUGUACAUGGUUGAAAGACAAUGUAGUAGUGAUUUAUGGCGUUUGCAUUGUAUCUCCCUCUGCGAGAUCUAGUCAUUUACACUGUUUUGAUACUAAAUACUGCAGUGUAAUAAAGCAGAUGAUGAAACAUUGA
Molecule: messenger RNA, 985 nt
Organism: Oncorhynchus tshawytscha (Chinook salmon)
Lineage: Eukaryota; Metazoa; Chordata; Actinopteri; Salmoniformes; Salmonidae
Product: prolyl-tRNA synthetase associated domain-containing protein 1
Exons: 2
Coding region: 52-624 (190 amino acids)
Molecular function (GO): aminoacyl-tRNA deacylase activity
Source: RefSeq, a predicted model, not a curated record